Molecule: messenger RNA, 606 nt
Organism: Rotaria sp. Silwood2
Lineage: Eukaryota; Metazoa; Rotifera; Eurotatoria; Philodinida; Philodinidae
Source: the annotation of a GenBank genome assembly
AUGGAAAUCAGAUCUUAUCGUGACGUGCUUUGGCAAUUUAUCAAUCGUCCAAAACCGAAUCCCAGUCAUCAAAUGUAUGAAUGGUUGAGUGUUCCUCCUGAUGCCAGUAAACUAGGACCCUGUCACACUGCUCCGGCUAGUUACAAAGUGAAAUUAGUAUCUUCUACAAAAUGUGUGACACAAACGCAUUAUCCUUCGCCACCGAUUGCUACUUCAUCUGUUGACGAGUUCCUAUUCGAAAAUAGUUUGAACGUUCAAAUCUCACCAACUCGACCAAUGGAUUCCAAAGCCGAACAGCAAAUAUUGACACCUCAAUUGAAUCAGGAUGACUACAAAUCGUUGCAGUGCGCUGUCAACACAACAGAAUUCGUACAAAACCAGGUCAUUGCUCAAUUAUGUGCUUGUCCAGCUCGAUUGAAACCUGCACAAUAUGUAGAAUUCGGAUCAUUUCGAUCAGGACAUCGUCUGCAAUGGUGGAAUCUCUUGACAAUUUUGGAAAUGGAUUCGUUGCCUAUUUCUGAAGAAAGUGUAGCAAUAUUACUUACACAUUCAAUACUUCAAUAUGGUCCAUUGACAACGUCAAGAAGCGCAUCUUCGAAUCCUUAG